Lutzomyia longipalpis is the source of this 2378-nucleotide messenger RNA. Its product is annotated as protein MTO1 homolog, mitochondrial. Bases 80 to 2044 code for a protein of 654 amino acids. Gene Ontology annotation, molecular function: flavin adenine dinucleotide binding. The transcript has 4 exons. Gene Ontology annotation, biological process: tRNA methylation; tRNA wobble uridine modification. NCBI's taxonomy places the organism in Eukaryota, Metazoa, Arthropoda, Insecta, Diptera, Psychodidae. The record is from RefSeq and is a predicted model, not a curated record. Gene Ontology annotation, cellular component: cytosol.
CGUUUUAACCUAUUAUUUUAGUAAAAUCUUGAGUUACGUGAAGCACUUAAAGAAGUCAAAGUUAAUCAGUUUUCCAGGGAUGCAUCGGAUACGGAGGAUAUCCAGACAUUUUCUUGAGAUAACAAGGUUUUAUUCAUCUUCACCUCCAUUUGACGUAAUAGUUGUUGGUGGUGGUCAUGCCGGUACAGAGGCUUGUGCUGCAUCCGCAAGGAUGGGAGCUCGAACUCUCCUGGUUACACACAAAUUCUCCACAAUUGGUGAAAUGUCCUGCAAUCCGUCUUUCGGGGGAAUUGGGAAAGGGCAUUUGGUGCGAGAAAUUGAUGCUCUUGAUGGUGUCUGCGGGAGGUGCUGUGAUAAAUCUGGGGUACAAUAUAAAAUGCUCAAUAGACGACGUGGCCCCGCCGUUUGGGGACCCCGAGCUCAAAUUGAUAGGGAACUGUACAAAAAAGCCGUUCAGGAAGAGCUCAGCACGAUGAAGAAUCUCGAAAUAUGCGUAUCUUCUGUUGAAAAUUUAAUUCUCCGUGAAACACCAAAUGGAGUCAUUUGUGGGGGAAUUGUGCUGAAGAAUGGCAGGGAAGUUGAAUCGGAAACAGUGAUAAUCACCACGGGGACUUUUCUCAGGGGAGAAAUUCACAUUGGUACAAGUGUGAGACCUGCUGGACGAAUUGGAGAUGCCCCUGCAGUGGGAUUGGCAAAGAGUUUGGAGGAUAUGGGCUUCCGGAUGUCUCGACUGAAGACAGGCACACCACCGAGGAUAAAGAAGCAGUCAAUUGAUUUUAGGAAUUUAACACAACAAUUUGGCGAUGAUCCACCUGUUCCAUUCUCCUUUAUGAAUCCCACUGUUUGGCUUUCAGCGAAGGAUCAGAUGGUGUGCCAUUUGACUUACACAAAACCCAUCAUUAUCAAUGAGAUCGUCCGGAAGAAUCUUCAUCAGAAUCGACAUGUUUCGGAGGAGAUUACUGGGCCACGGUACUGUCCGUCCAUUGAAUCAAAAGUUCUCCGUUUUGGUGAUAAAUCCCAUCAGAUUUGGCUAGAACCUGAAGGACUGCAUAGCGAUGUGAUCUACCCCAAUGGACUUUCCUGUACACUCCCAGAAGAUCAACAAAUUCAACUUGUACGAAGUAUUCCUGGCCUUGAAGCUGCAGAAAUUCUUCGGCCGGGCUAUGGGGUGCAAUAUGACUUUAUAGAUCCACGAGAAUUGUUUCCAACAUUGGAAACAAAACGUGUUCGUGGCCUCUUUCUGGCUGGACAGAUCAAUGGAACAACAGGAUAUGAGGAGGCAGCUGCUCAGGGGAUUCUUGCUGGUGCAAAUGCAGCUGCAAAAGUGCAACAUAAGGAAUCUCUGAGGAUCAACAGAACAGACGCCUAUAUUGGCGUUCUGGUGGAUGAUCUUACAACAAUGGGAACCAAUGAACCAUAUCGCAUGUUCACAAGUAGAGCUGAAUUUAGGCUCAGUCUUCGUCCGGAUAAUGCCGAUAUGCGUCUCACGGAGAAGGGCUAUUCUAUGGGACUUGUCGGGGUGGAGAGAUAUGAAGAAUUCCAGCGGAUACGCCGAAAGCUCACGGAAGCCAUGGAGAUCAUGAAGGGAGUGCGAAAGCGCAUGGAUCAAUGGAGGGAUGCACUGCAGUUGCCGCAGAGUAAAACAACAGCCGAAAAGACAGCCUUUGAGAUGCUUUCAAUUCCUGCCGAUGGGAUUAGUGCGCAACAAAUUGCUAAUUUAGAACCUGGAAUUCUUGGGUGGAUUCGAGAUGAUUUAGCUUUGUGCGAAAGACUCAAAAUUGAGGCUCUCUAUGAAAGAGUCGUAACAGAGCAAGCAAUAGACGUGGCGGAAGUUAAAAAGGAUGAGCAACUCAUCAUUCCAUCCAACAUUGACUACUUUUCAAAAUAUCUCAAUCUUUCCUUUGUGGAGCGAGAAAAGUUGUCUUACAUUCAGCCCCAGACGAUUGCUGCUGCCUCUCGUAUUCAGGGAGUCACACCAUCUGCCAUAGUACGGCUAUUGAGGUAUGUGCGUCAAUCAAAUACUGCUGCUGGGGAAGUCUUCUAGGACGACUUCAUCGGUCUCUUCUCAAAUGUAAGCAAGAUGGGUUCCUUCGGGGCAAGGAGGAAGGAUUGCACAUUGACACCCAGAGGAAGUUUCUGUUUUGCUGCCACGCUGAUGUUGUAUCUGGACAGGAGGGUGUACAGAGCCAUUUUCACCUGAAACAACCCAAAACGCAUGCCAAGACAGAUUCGUGGUCCUUCGCCAAAGCCCAGGAAGGCAUAGCGAUUCCUCUCUUGUUUUUUAUCAUCCAGAAAACGAUCAGGAUCAAAUGUGUGGGGAUUUUCAAAGUUUGCGGGAUCCCUGGAAAGGCAUAAUAAAAAAAAUACGUUAAAGGGAA